AUGACAACUUGGAGGAUGAUGCUCAACAGGCUCCCGACCCGUGACAACUUGAAAAAAAAGAGGAUUCUCACGACCGAGGAAGAGUCCAAAUGCAACGAGUGUGGGAUGGGGGAAGAAUCGUCAAAUCAUUUGUUUCUUCUUUGCCCGAAGAUAGAAGAGGUUUGGAACGAAAUUCAGAGGUGGUUGGGCAUACCAUUGGCACAACCGAAUCAUAUCGAGAGGCACUACGAUAUGUUCAUUAACCUGGGGAACAAAAAGAAGAUUAGAACUCUACUUUUAGCAAUUUGGGUGGGAACGAUUUGGAUGAGGUGGAAGAAGAGAAAUGAGAAAUGUUUCGAAGGCAAAGAUUGGGAGUGCAAAAAUCUUGUUUUGGAGAUUAAGAUUAAACUGUGGUGUUGGAAUAGGAUCUUUAAGAUUGUUGAGGAGGAGAUAGAUCUUGAUUCUUGGUGCUCCAACGACAUUAUCUGUAAAAUAUUCUAA
Molecule: messenger RNA, 480 nt
Organism: Salvia miltiorrhiza (redroot sage)
Lineage: Eukaryota; Viridiplantae; Streptophyta; Magnoliopsida; Lamiales; Lamiaceae
Exons: 1
Coding region: 1-480 (159 amino acids)
Source: RefSeq, a predicted model, not a curated record